Messenger RNA from Condylostylus longicornis, 768 nucleotides. RefSeq names its product PITH domain-containing protein CG6153. Gene Ontology annotation, cellular component: nucleus. The coding region runs from base 65 to 697 and encodes 210 amino acids. The transcript is spliced from 5 exons. NCBI's taxonomy places the organism in Eukaryota, Metazoa, Arthropoda, Insecta, Diptera, Dolichopodidae. The record is from RefSeq and is a predicted model, not a curated record.
UAAUAAAAAUUAGAAUUUAUAAUUUUUUAUAACUCCAAAAUAUUAAUUUGCCAAUAUAGUCAUUAUGCCACACGGACAUUCUCAUGGAAAUGGUUGCUCACAUGAAGCAAGUGGAAUAAAUAAUCCUUUAGAAAUGGGAAUUGAAUAUAGUUUGUUCAAAAAAAUUGACUUGGAAAAUAUGGAAUGCUUAAAUGAGGAAAUUGAAAAUUCUGGAAAAUCUGUUUUCAAACCAUUUGAAAAGCGACUAGAUUUUACAGAGUAUGUUAAAAGUGAUGCUGAUGAAGAACUCUUAUUUAAUAUACCUUUUACUGGGAAUGUAAAAUUAAAAGGAAUUAUCAUAAUUGGAGAUGAUGAUGACACACACCCGUCAAAAGUUAGAUUAUUUAAGAAUAGACAAAAGAUGUCUUUCGAUGACACGACUUCAAGUGCUGAUCAAGAAUUUGAAUUAUCAAGGGAUACAAGCGGACAAAUAGAAUAUGCAACAAAAAUAGUAACUUUUGCUACUGUACAUCAUUUGAGUUUACAUUUCCCAUCAAAUUUUGGCUCAGAAUACACAAAAAUUAAUUAUAUCGGUUUACGUGGAGAAUUCACUGAAGCUCAUGACCAUGGUGUAACAAUUUGUAAUUAUGAAAUUCGGCCAAAUGUAUCUGACCAUAAAAAUAAUUUAUUUAAUCAAGUAAAUCAUCAAAUUCAGUAAAAUUUAGCAAUUAUAAAUAUGUACUGUGAUUUUGAUAUUAUAAAUCAUAAUUAAACAAACAAUUUUUAUAA